This is a messenger RNA of Vitis riparia (riverbank grape), 896 nucleotides long. Its product is annotated as auxin-responsive protein IAA4-like. Gene Ontology annotation, cellular component: nucleus. Gene Ontology annotation, molecular function: protein binding. The transcript has 4 exons. The record is from RefSeq and is a predicted model, not a curated record. Gene Ontology annotation, biological process: regulation of DNA-templated transcription. Lineage: Eukaryota; Viridiplantae; Streptophyta; Magnoliopsida; Vitales; Vitaceae. The coding region runs from base 178 to 729 and encodes 183 amino acids.
UCGGCUACCCUGACAACAUUUGAGGCUGAAGAUUUUCUUGGUCAAGUUCAUAUGCCUCCCUAGCCCGUCCCUCCCCCCUAAACUUCAUUCUCUAUGCCUCCUUAGUCCCUUCCCACGAAGUUGACACCUCUCUAUCUCCAAGGUUCUCUCUCUAUUUAAGCCCAAGACUCAAGGUGUAUGUUUUGGGUGUCUUUAUUCACAAUGGGUAGAGCUACAAACUCUUCAUCAUCAUCUAUUGACAGCAGCAGCCAUCCAACUGUUUCAUCUGCAUCUUCUUUCCCCCGGCUCAAGAGAGACCUCAGCACAGAUCUUAGCCUUGGGCUCAGCAUUUCAACCUCUGAUCACCAUUACUGCCCUUCCACUCCAAGGGAGCAACAAUCAGAUUGGCCACCCAUAAAGACUCUCCUCAGGAAGGCCCUGGCAGGAGAAGGAAACAAGUGCAAUGAUGCCACCUUCUUUGUGAAGGUAUACAUGGAAGGCAUUCCAAUUGGACGAAAGCUCGAUCUAUUUGCGCACGACGGUUACCAUGCCUUGAUAAGGACUCUUGACGAUAUGUUCAGCACCACCAUUCUCUGGGCUGAGGUGGAUGGAGUUCUGCAUUCUGAGAAAUGCCAUGUGCUAACAUAUGAAGACAAGGAAGGAGACUGGAUGAUGGUUGGGGAUGUUCCUUGGGAGCUGUUCUUGACCACUGUAAAGAGAUUGAAGAUCACUAGGGUAGACAAAUACUAAAGAGCCCAAUCCCAGUACAUCCUUGAUAGUUGUCUUUUCCGAUCUCUCCACAUUUUGUCUUGUGGGGUGGAAAUCAAACUCACAGUAUAUGAAUUUGUUACUGAGUUAUAGAUGUACAUGCAUACACACCAAAUGAGUAUAUAUAGUUUUAUUUUUCCCUUGUUUCA